Molecule: messenger RNA, 1049 nt
Organism: Elgaria multicarinata webbii
Lineage: Eukaryota; Metazoa; Chordata; Lepidosauria; Squamata; Anguidae
Gene: TMEM50A
Product: transmembrane protein 50A
Exons: 7
Coding region: 150-632 (160 amino acids)
Biological process (GO): protein targeting to vacuole; late endosome to vacuole transport via multivesicular body sorting pathway
Source: RefSeq, a predicted model, not a curated record
UCCUUUUGUUUACUUGGUGGGGAAGAGGCGGGGUUAGCGUUGCCUCUGCUGAGGGACUCGGUCAGCUGAGGGGAGGCGGAAUUCGCUUCUCCCUUCGAGUUACUUCCCUCAAGCGAGCCCUUGAAGCAGGUUUUUCAAAACACUGAAAUAUGUCUGGAUUCCUUGAGAACAUGAGGUGCUCUGAGUGUGUUGACUGGGGAGAAAAACGAAAUACAAUAGCUUCUAUUGGUGCUGGAGUGCUGUUUUUUACAGGCUGGUGGAUUAUCAUAGAUGCAGCUGUUAAAUACCCAGAUUCGAAACAGUUCAACCAUUCAUACCACGCUUGUGGAGUUAUAGCUACAGUUGCAUUCCUAAUGAUCAAUGCAGUAUCCAAUGGACAAGUGCGUGGGGAUAGUUACAGUGAAGGCUGCCUUGGGCAAACAGGUGCUCGCAUCUGGCUGUUCAUCGGUUUUAUGUUGGCGUUUGGAUCUCUGAUUGCAUCUAUGUGGGUCCUCUUCGGAGGCUAUGUUAUUAACGACAAACCAGAAAAACCAGCAGUGUACCCAGGAAUAGCAGUCUUCUUCCAAAAUGCUUUUAUCUUUUUUGGAGGUCUGGUCUUUAAGUUUGGUCGCACUGAAGAUUUGUGGCAAUGAUUGACCUAGAGCAUCUGUCCCGCUAUUUUUAAUCGCCUACUCCCAUUUUGUAAUACUUAUGCUCUGGUAUCAGUGAAGAUGAAAAUUCUACACUUUAAAAAUCAUGAAACAUUUCCAUUUCCCCCCAUUAUAUUGAGACUGUUUUCUUCUCUCAGCUUUUGACAUUAAAUAUUGUAGCAUGUGACUAAAAUAUAAAACUGAGAAGGAAGAGAGAACAUAUGAAGUCCUUUUACUGAAUGUUUUUGUUAUAAAUGAAUAUUAAAUACUAUAAAUGUUUCUUUUACAGCUCUUUUUAUAUGUGGUAUGUCUUCACAGUAGAACUGCUAUUUUUGAAUAUGGAAAUAUGUGACUAACAGUGUAUGUGGAAGGUUUUUAAAUGAAAAUGUUAAUUCUGUGCAUUAAAAUGUAAUAGAGGGA